Molecule: messenger RNA, 1630 nt
Organism: Penaeus monodon (black tiger shrimp)
Lineage: Eukaryota; Metazoa; Arthropoda; Malacostraca; Decapoda; Penaeidae
Source: RefSeq, a predicted model, not a curated record
AGAAAUGGUGAAAGGUUUUGUGAAAAUCAUACGAGAACAUCAGCCUGAAUUGAAAAGCGAGUUUGUUCAAGGAUCAAUCGCCUUGAUGGGACAAAUUUCACACUGUCACCUAAAGAAUAGAAACUUCAGCAUCAUAUUACUCAUUAUUUUCUGUUUCUCAAUUAUCCUGUGAUGGUGCUGUAUUUUUUUCACUAGUCUCAUAUUAUGAAAUUUAAUGUCAUGUUGUUUUAUCUGAGAUAAGAGGUUAUACAAAUUUAGUUUCCUUAUAGUUUAUAUUGUUCCAAGUCUGUAAUUAUAUUUAUGGUUCUAGAUUUCUUUUAGCUUAUAUGUAUGCAAACAUAAUAUACUUUUGUACUGUUACAAUAUUUCUUUUAUACAUAUGGUUACAUAUAGUCUGAAUAUAAUUUUCUUCUUUAUCUAAACUUUCCUUAUAAUAAAUACAUUUUUAAUAUAUCUUCAUUGGUGGAAAACAAUUCGAUUACAAAGCAAUUAUAUUAAAAUAAAUCAAAGAGAGUACAUGUAGAAAUGUUAAUUAAAUAGUGUAAACACUUGAAUGUAUAAAAAUACAAACUCAUUAUGUUUUUCUUUUAAAUCUGGCUUCGGAACACUCGGAAUUUGGAGACAAGAAUUCCAAAGGCAUUUUCAGAAAACCGUCGUGUUCUUGACAACCUAUAAUUUACUAUUCUUUGCUCAUUGGUUAUAUUUCUACCCGGGUAAGGCUUCAUUAAGUAGCACUUUAGAGGAAAUGCGUCAUCACCUACGAUUCUAUAGAGCACUCUGGUAUAGGUAUAGGGCAACUAAUCGUUUUGAGGAAUUUGUAGUUGCUGCUUCUCAACGCAGCCUCUCAGAGUACAUUUACCCCACACCCCAGCAUCUCUAGCACGUCCCUUGGCUUCAAUAUCACCAUACAAGAAUUAAUGAUUGGCAUACACCAAGGCUAACAUUAUAAUGCUAUGGUGGGUUUCGUAAUCAAAAUACUCAGGCCCUGAGUUGACAGGCUUUCUCACUAGCACUCUUUUGCCAUCCAAAGCCCCGAAACAAAAGGGGAAAUUCCACAUAUCAUGGAAGGCAGAAGCUACAGCUUGCCAUUCUGCAGAUGCCGUUGGUAAUUUGAGGUAUGUUUCCCUUAAUACAGCAUAAAUAGCCUGGCAGACUUCAGGAAUUACAGCUGAUAUAAGGUUGUGGCUGAUUCUGGGUACGACCAUGAUAAUGAACGCCGUGAUUGUCCUAUGGAAUGAAGAAAAGUUUUAAAAUUAAUUUGCUCGUAUUACAUUAAUAACCUAUUUAUCCAUUACAAAACCAUUAAUUAUUGUUAAAUGAUAAGAGACAAUAUGUCUGAAUAUUAUGUUUAACUUUGAGGGCUUAACCCCAGAUGUAUAUUAAAUGACCUUAUUAUCUUUUUCAGCAUGGCAGAUCAAGGCUAUUAAAUUGAAGGCCUACUAGCUGACUUUCACUAUCCACUGAAAUCAUGAAAGCAUGAUUUUGGAAAUAAACAAUAGCAGUGGUCUAGAAUUUUUCAUCCUCAUUUUUUUUUUAGCUUACCUGUGGCCAGAUAGAAAAGUGUUAUAGCCUAUCGCUGAUCAGGCGGAAUUGCUUUUCUGAUAUUUGUAUCUUCUUUCUUCAUAAGUUG